CCAAACAGCAAAACAGGGGCGGUCGAGGGAGGGAGCAGGGAGUGAGGAGGUGGGCCAGUUAGAUAUACGAUGGGAUUUGUAGUUCAAAUAUCGCCGCGUUUCAACUCUCCGUGUGCAUUUCCUCUCGUUAAAAACUACAUUACCCGCGACUGCGAUGAAGAGCAGCUUGUACUGAGCAACUCGCAGCGUUUAGGGAUUGUAGUUUAUUUUGUCCACUAGAACCCCCCAAAUCGCCUUUGUACCAACUGAAAAGAACUACACUUUCCAAGCUGCCAAGCGACGUUGUUAUAGUCACCGUUUUACUCGAUGCGAAAAAACACAUCGGUGCCUUUGAGAUGUUGUUAAACUCCACGAUAGAUACACACUUCUAAUAAAAAACAAGCACGUUUUGGCCGUUUUUGUAAUGUUUUAGCUCCAUGGAGGUAAUCGAGACAAUUGUGAUUCAAAGUACUGAAGUGGAAGGGAAGGAAACAGUCGAGUCUGGUGUGGUGGACGCCGAUAAAACUAAAGCAGAAUUUAUUUGGACUCUGCAGGCAACAUGGCACCUUGUCAACACCAGACUGGAAAUGGACCAGGCUUUUGACCAGCCAGUGUGCAAGAAAAAGAAACUUUGGGAGAUGGUGGCAGAGAAAGUGAACGCCAAACUGAGGGAGUCAGAGGUCACAGACGUCACAGUGAAGGCGUACGAGUGUGACCUUAAGUGGAGGAACAUGUUGGCCACGUACAGGAAGAACGCAGAGAGGGCCAAGAGGCUGGGGGCGACCAGCGUCCACUGGGAGUUCUUCAAGGCCAUGCACGAGGUCCUGGGUAAGAGCCAGGAGGAGAUCGAAGCCCAGCGGAGAGCCAAGCUCAGUGGGACGAAAGUGGGCAAGGCCAUAGCAAGCAAGAGGUUCACUCCUAUCCUCCCUACACCUCCUGCUACAGCUGCUCCCUGCACCGCCCGGCCUCCCCAGGACGUCCUACAGCUGUACAUGGAGCUGCAGGAGAGGAAGAUGAACAUGUGGGCCCAGCAAAAAGCUCUAGAGGAGAGGAAGAUAGAGGCUAUUAACAACCUGGCUCAGGCCAUCGCCAGCCUGGCCCAGAAGAACAGCACACAGGUGUCAAAGGAUGGACAAUAGACCGGAAGAGAUGUUAUUUGCUCUUACCAAAAACUUUUAUGCCACUGCACGACACAGACUGUCUGAGUGUGUUUGUUAUAAUCGUUUUUAGAUUGGUCAGGUGGGCACAGUUUUAAGAAUAGUUUGGCCCGUCUGAACUCUGUAGACAGCAGAUGUAGCAGUUCAAAAACAGGACAUAUGAUGAGACAUAAACUCACAAAUCAGAUUUUGUUUACACUGAAAGCAGAUAACAUGCUUUCUCAAAGUUGUCCUUUUCUGUUGAUGCCCCAAUUGAUUUAAUUAUUUUUAUACCUAAAUAUAAGAGUGGAUUAUGUUUGGCUGAUGGUGCAGAAAAACUAAAACUACUCAGAUAUUAUUAAUACAGGCAUUCUACCAUCAGUGUACCACUUAUUGAUAUCUAAUAUCGACCUAUGCAAGAAUAGAACAUGUUAUUUUUUUAUGCGGGCCGUUGGAAUUGAAAACAUCACUAUUAUCAGUGUUCAAGGGAAGUUACACAGGAACACAGUUACACUAAAACACCUUUUCUGUAAAAACAUAGAUAUUUAUUAUGAUUAUUCAUAUAAAGGAAUUCAUAGACAAGCUUAAUGUUAUAAUAAUCUACAUUUCAUCUUUAAAUAAUUUCUUUUGUUAUCCACCAGUAUUAACAACUUUACCAUGUAAUGCAUUCCAAUAAACAAUCCUGCAAUAAAUACUACCUUAUAUUCUGUCCACUAACAGGCAGAGGACAGAAUAUUAAAAACAUUAUCUUUUGACUGUUUCAUGUUUUUUUCCCCCACAUAUAUUGUUAUGAUACUGAUGGCUUAUUGGACAGUUGCUGUGAGUGUAUUUAGAACUAUGAAACUGCACUGCCCUCCAGUGGUGACAGUGUGGAACUGCAGCAUUCAAUGUUUACACGGCUGAUGGUUUUAAUACCAGUAUAAUCAAUAGAAUAUUAAUAAAAGUAAA
Messenger RNA from Centropristis striata (black sea bass), 2063 nucleotides. RefSeq lists its product as uncharacterized. The record is from RefSeq and is a predicted model, not a curated record. The coding region runs from base 417 to 1118 and encodes 233 amino acids. Lineage: Eukaryota; Metazoa; Chordata; Actinopteri; Perciformes; Serranidae. The transcript is spliced from 2 exons.